Molecule: messenger RNA, 3477 nt
Organism: Hemibagrus wyckioides
Lineage: Eukaryota; Metazoa; Chordata; Actinopteri; Siluriformes; Bagridae
Product: serine/arginine-rich splicing factor 7-like
Exons: 8
Coding region: 183-845 (220 amino acids)
Biological process (GO): mRNA splicing, via spliceosome
Cellular component (GO): nucleoplasm; ASAP complex; cytoplasm
Molecular function (GO): zinc ion binding; RNA binding
Source: RefSeq, a predicted model, not a curated record
AGCAGCUGGAUUGUUGUUGUUCCUCCCACUGCAGCUACAACCAGCUCAUUUCCUCCUCACGUCUAGCUAAUGCUACUCAUUAGCGUUGAAAACGAAAGUCGUCUUCGUUUCCGCUGUGCACUUUUUAAUGUUCAUCUUCGAAAUCUGGACUUAGUAAUUAUCGCAAAGAGGUAAGGAGAGAGAUGUCGUACUACUCAUCUUCAUCAUCCCGCAGUUCCUCCAGAAACUUGGAGUGUAAGGUGUAUGUUGGUGAUCUGGGAGAAGGUGCUGCUAAGGGAGAAAUUGAGAGGGCUUUCGAGUACUACGGCCCUUUGCGCAGCGUUUGGGUGGCCAGGAACCCUCCUGGUUUCGCAUUUGUGGAAUUUGAAGAUGCCCGAGAUGCAGAGGAUGCGGUGAAAGGAAUGGAUGGAAAACUACUGUGUGGAUCUCGGAUUCGUGUGGAGCUGUCAACGGGCAUGUCUAGGAAGAGCCGAUAUGGCCGAGCCAGUCGCCGUCCAUUUGAUCCAAAUGAUAGAUGCUAUCAGUGUGGCGACAGGGGACACUACGCCUACGACUGCUACCGCUUCAGCAAGCGAGGACGUCGAAGCAGAUCCCGGUCUCGAUCUCGCUCCAGGUCAAGGAGUCGCCGCCAUCGCUCACGAUCCCGAAGCCGCAGCUAUAACCGGAGGCGCCGAUCUCCAUCUUAUGGAAAGCGCAGGAGCAGGUCUGGCACUCCAGCCCGCUCAAAAUCAAAGACUCCUGUUCGGAGUCGCUCUUGGUCUCGCUCUCGAUCUAGAUCUGCCUCGCGCUCUCGCUCCAGAUCCAGGUCCCGCUCUCGCAGCCUUAAGAGGCGCAGAUCCAGUUGAUUAGCUACAGAGAGUGAACGAGAUCACCCGCCAAAAAAAAAGAACGCAAGCACAAAUCUGUCUUGAUCAGACUCCGGUGACCAAUUGCUGCAGGCUGUUCUUGUCUUUUCUUAAAGAGUGCGGGAGUGGAUGGCACUGACCAGGGCUCGUCCUUGCCAUGUUAAACGUCCUCCAGGAGGGUGACAAAAGAGCUUACCCGAGAUCAGCCUCCUGCCGCGCUGCUUUAAAGAGAUCGUCCAAGGGCAUCCUGCGCGUACUCAAACAGUUGUUCCACCCUCCCCACUCCCAUCCCAUGCACUACUACUGCAGACCAGAAAUGCUGGGCUGAGAGUUUUGGGCUCCCCCCUUUCCCUUUUUUUCCUUCAAAGCUCUGGCUUCAUGCUUAGCUUCUGAGAAGGGUGUGUGAGAGAAAGAGAGAGACGAGAGAUCAGUCUUCAAGACCUCUGCGCGUGUGUCUUCGAGUUCUAGCAUCCGUCGCUUCUCUGUAUGUUGUUUCCGCCACUGUCUGCAAAGGUAACCAACCCAAGAGUUACUGUCCUUCUUGAUAUGAGCCCUGGUUCUAAUAAAGCCAGAUUCUCUGUAAACCUGUACUUAAUGCUGAACAUGUGCAGCGCAUGUGAUUAUUAACACCCCUGUGAGAGUGAGUGUGUGCACGUGUUAGUGAAUGAGUGCAAGUGAAAGGGAAACACACAUGGUUGAGUGAGUGUGUUUGUUUGUGUGUGUGUUUUCAGUCUAACCCUGGAUUAGAUAAAUUCAUUAGGUGAGAUUUUCUGGAUACUGUGUUACUGUUAUACAUAAGGGAUUUAGAAAUAUAUGUAGAUGGCUCAUGUGAGAUGGUGGCACUCUUGGGUUCUAAAAUGGUCCAUCAUUAGGUGAAGCAGUCUCGACCCUGUUGCAGUCAGCAGCAGUUUGCUUCAAGCUACUCAUCACUUUAAAGAAAUACUCCAGCGUUUAGCUAUACACCUCAUUUGUAGUGUAUGUGUCUAACACAUUUCCCUGCAACUAAGAAAAAGAACAGAAACCUGCAUUUCACAAAAUUUGCUUAUAAUAAAGACAGUUGUAUCAUUUAGUUCUUCAUGCCAUAGGGUUCUGAUCACACGCUGACACCACAAAAAAGUAAGAAAAUUGACUUUUUAUUAUCGUAGUGUUUGAUUAAUACCAUGAGGGGAACUCGGGUAAAUAUUCUGUCGUUGACUGUCACAAGUAAAAGCCCAAAUCCGUAUUUGUUUGCCUGGAAACCUAACUAACUAGGCUAAAAAAUAAUGUGUAUAGUAUAAAACUUGCAAACAAAAGGAAAUGAAAAGGUAAUAAACCUUUUUUAUUAAAAGGGUCUUUUUUUCUCAUAUAUAUAUAUAUAUAUUUCAAUAUUAUAUUAAUAUAUUAAAAAUAUUAAUUAAUUAAAAAUUAAGAAAAAAUAAAAAGAAUAUUUCCAAUAACAUUACUUUUCUCAGAAAAAUAUAAUGAAGUCUGUCCAGUUUUAUCUGUAAAAACAGAAACAAUUAUGACCGUCAGACUCUCCAGAAAAACUCUGGCAGAUACUCCAUGAUGCUCAGACAAUCUUGCAAGCUGAUUUGCUUAUGAAAUUGUACACAGUGUUCCUGAGAUGACCGAUGUAUUUUUAAACAGCAAAAGUGUUGUUACACUUCAUUUCUCACCGUUUAGUUAUUAUUUUUUGAAGCCAUCAUUGCUUUAUAGUAUUUCUUUGCAUGUGCCAUGUAUAGAUAUAGUCUUUUGCAAUAGAAUAGAUUGAAGUUUUUAAUUGCAGAAAGCAACCAAAAAAAAUACAGGUUAACAUUUAAAAGUAAAAUGAAACAUGAGUGUAAUAUAAGUUGAGAAAUAUAACUUUAAAUAAAAAUUAAAAAAUAAUUCUUUGUGUCGAACCUGCUUGUCUGCUGGACAAGUACAAAUAAUUAUAAUAAAAACAAAUAAUUUACUAAGACAGAUUCUGCAUAUUUCAAGCACCCAGGAUUUAUCCUUUCCUAAUUAUAUAGUCAAUGUUUAUUGCAUUUUAACUUCUGCCUUCAUUAUGUGAUUUCUGAUUAAUAAUUUUUUCAUUCUUUUCUCAGUACAGAGAAAUGUAUCAGUUAUCACGAAAGUAUCAGUGGUUACUACACACACACUACAGAUGCAAAAAAAUGCUGGAGUGUUUUCUUUAAUUUUGUUUGUAGUUCUCAGCUGCUUUGGAGGUCUUUAACAUUCACAACUAUGUGACAGAUUUAAACAAGAAGCUAGAAGCUUUUAUUUUUUUUAAGCUUUCAGUACCAGUGUAUUUGUAGCUCUUGAUUGUUUUAAGUCCUGUUAUGUGUAGAUUUAACGUGUUCUAUAGUUUCUCAAGCAGCACUGAAAGAGAUCAUGCUCAAACAGUGGAUUUAGAGCCAUCCAGGAGGAAUAUGGUUGAAGCUGUGCAAAGUUCAUGGAUGAUAUUUUUUUUUUUUUUUUAAGUGUUUGGAUAUACUCCUCAUUGAAAGCCUCUUUCUCUGUGUUCCAGCCAUUCCAGGUCCCCCAGCCCGAAAAAAAGCCCCACAACCCCAGAUGAAGAUCGAGUGGAGAAGAAACCCUAAACCCAAAUCACUUAUCCACCUUAUUUUGCUUUCUUUGCCCUGUUUUUCCUCACAUUAAUCUUAGUAACUUA